GGCAGCUUGGAAGAGCGUGGAGGCUGCAGCUGCGCAGAGUGGAAAAUUAUAUGUGUGCUGGAAUCUGGAUUGCCCCCUCCUUCCAGAUCAAUGGAAGGGGCUGCAUUGGAGCCAGCUCAGAGGCUGGUGACCUUUGAAGAUGUGGCCGUGUAUUUCACCAGGAGGCAAGGGGCCCUGCUGGACCCGGACCAAAAAUCCCUGUACAAGGAGGUCAUGAUGGAGAAUUACGGGAAUGUGAUCUCAUUGGGAUUCCCAGUCAUGAAACCAGACCUCAUCUCCCAGAUAGAACAAGGAGAAGAUCCCUGGGUGCCGGAUGAAGAGGAGAUCCCUGACAGUAGCCCAGGUGACUUCACAGAGAAGGGCUCGUGUCUACAAUGUGGGAAACAUUUUGUUGUUGAGCACCAGAGAGUCCUUACGGAGAAAAAAUCUCAGUGCUUGGUAUGUGGAAACUUUUUUGCUCACCAGCUGGACUUCACGACCCAGCAGGGAAUCCACGUUGGGGAGAGGACCUAUAAAUGUCCGGAGUGCGGAGAUUGUUUUGAACAGCAUGCUGCCUUUGUGAGCCACUCGAUGGUCCAUAUAGGAGAGGAACCCUGUGUGUGCCUGGAGUGUGGAAAAUGCUUUUCUCGGCCUUCAACAUUGAUGAAGCAUCGUCGAGUCCACAUGGUGGAGAGACCCUAUGCAUGUUUAGAGUGUGGAAAGAGCUUUGCACAACAGUCCUACCUUCUCACCCACCAGAAAAUCCACAUGAGAGAAAAACCCCACAGAUGCUUGCAGUGCGGAGAGUGCUUUCCUGACAACCCAGCCUUUGUUAGGCAUCGGAGAGUCCACACAGGGAAGAAACCUUACAAAUGCUCAGAAUGCGGAAAAUGUUUUGCUGACAGAUCUCACGUGGUGACUCACUUGAGAGUCCAUAAAGGAGUGAACCGUUAUAAAUGCUCGGAGUGUGGGGAGUCUUUUGACCAACACUCUGCCCUUGUGAGCCACUGGAUGUUCCAUACAGGGGAACAACCCUACGAGUGCCUGGAGUGUGGGAAAUGUUUUCCUCGGCCCUCAGCUCUUGUGAAACACUGCAGAGUCCACACAGCUGAGAAGCCUUUCACUUGCUUGGAGUGUGGGAAAUUUUUUGCCCAGCAAUCGGGUCUUGUAAAACACCAGCGGGUCCAUACAGGAGAAAAACCUUACGCGUGCUUGGCGUGUGGAAAAUGUUUUGCUGACAGCUCCUCUCUCGCAAGACACAAAAGGGUUCACACGGGAGAGAAACCCUAUAAAUGCUCAGUGUGUGGGAAAUGUUUUUCAGACAGGUCAAAUGUUUUGGCUCAUAUGAGAGUCCAUACAGGAGAAAAGCCUUACAAAUGCUUAGAGUGUGGGAAGUGUUUUUCCCAUCGAUCACACAUUGUGAAACACCAGAAAUUCCACAUGAAAGAAAAACUCUCAAAAUACCAGCAGCCCUUGGAGGUAGCGACAUCUGAGUUUCCUCUUCAUAGGACUGUCAAAGAAGAAGUGCUCUAAACUCUAGAGAAAGACAUUUUCCUCAACAUGUGCUUUGCUGUAAAUUAUUAGUCCUUUGUGCGAUACAGAAAAUAACAAUAUAGUCCAUGUAGGACAUUCACAGUUCUAAUUUCAUUCUUCCUCAUUACUAGAACUGAGAGUUCCUUUAACUGAUCAAGUAUUGUAACAACCCAGUCAGGAGUUCAUUGCAGUUUCUAAGGCCCAAACCAGGCAUUGCAGUUUCUAAGGCCCAAACCAGGGCUUGUGGCCACCACUCACCCAUAUCUCCUUCCUGAGUUUCCUGUGAAAAAAUAUAGGAUGUGACAUCAUUGCAUUUGGCAUAUCUCUUCCCCCUACAGUUGGCAUCCAUUGAAGUGGAGUGGGAAGUGGGGGACAUUGAGAACAGUGACCCUCAUCAUUAUGUAUCUCAAGUAGACCUUACUCUGGAAACUAGGAAGGAAAUGCCAGUCAGCAACAGCCACAAAUCCCUCAUAGUGUUUGUCUUGUGUUGUGAUAUUGUUGAGGACCAGUGUACAGUACAGCUGUGUCAGUCUAAUGUUUUCUUCAUUCAGGGAGAUAUGUGUAGUGUAGAUAGGGAACAUUUGUAUGGUAUAAUAUUCUAACCUGAAUGGAGUGGGGGAGCUCUCGUUGUCAUGGGAAUGUGUAAGAUAUGUAUGUGCCCCACACACUGUCUACACAAUGCAGCAUUCCCCCCUUUUGAUGAUUUCAGUCGAUGGGCUAAUUGUCUGGACCCACUGCAGGAAAUGUAAGAACUUCCUUCAUUUGACAGUUGAUGAGCAUAAACAUCGUCAUUGCUAAUUGCAUUAAUCCAUCUUGUGAAUCUAUAUAUUUUUAAAACUAGCCUGUCUGCCAAUAAAGGUAAUUUACAGUGUGGUCUUAACACGUUACGCCCUUCUAAGUCCAUGACUUCAGUGCACUUAGAAGGGUGCAUCUCUGCUAUGGAGAGAACUAUAAGCAUCGUGGUAACCUGGAAAAGAGAGAAACUCAUUCCCAUCAAAUUUAUAAAACGGAGUUCCCCAAUCUUUUUGCCUGCAGGUACUUUUGGAAUUCUCAGGCAUGGUGGUGGGCAGAACCACAAAAUGGCUGCCACACAAAGCAGAGCCAACAAAAAUGGCUGCUGCUAAAGGCACCCCAAAAUGCCAUUGAGUGAGGUCAUGAUUAACUCUAAUAGCAACUCCUUGACAUUUCAGGCAGAAGCUCUGUUUAACAGGAUGCCUUUUAGAAUGAGCAUAUUCUAAAAAAUUCGUGCAUACACACAGCUUAUCUUCAGUCACACAGUGAAGAUCUUUGUGCUCUGGGGGCAGCUGCUGCUGAGCUAACUUCUUAAAAAUCUGCAUAGCCAAUCUAAUUUCCAGUGGCCAAUCAGAAGCUCUGCUGGGCAAAAGUCCCACUUGACUCUGAAUACUUGGCAGGCACCAGGAAAUGUGUCCAUGGGCACUGUGCCAUUAAGGGCACAAUUUUGAGGAACCCUGUUAUAAAUACUCCUUUGCUUGCUUGCAUUCUUUGCUCACCAUGAAUGAUUCGCUAUUAACAAGCCUGGUUUGAAUCACAUCAGUAUAACAUACUGUACAUCUGUGUGGUUUCUUCCUGGAUUGUUUCAGGUUGGUAGUCAUGUUGGUCCGUAGUAAAAGAGGAAGACUCGGGUUCAGUAGCACUUUAGAGACCAACCAGAUUUCCAGGGUGUGAGCUUCUAAGAGUCAAAGCUCUUUUCAUCAGACUAAUUUUGCUCUUCCCUAUAUAUUUGACUAUAUAUUUGAUUUGAAAAGUAUGCCUUGCUUCUAGUUUUCCAUUGCAGAAAGUUAGCAAUCCAGUAAUCUUCUCUGAUGCCAUUUCUGCUCUGUCGCCUCUGUAUUUUAUGCAUUGAUUGUAAAUUGAAUGGCUCAAAGCUUUAGAUUUUUUUUACACCUUACAGCUGCCCUCGUCAGCUCCUGUAUAGGUUAAAAUUAAAUAACACUAGCAAUC
Molecule: messenger RNA, 3474 nt
Organism: Eublepharis macularius
Lineage: Eukaryota; Metazoa; Chordata; Lepidosauria; Squamata; Eublepharidae
Product: zinc finger protein 501-like
Exons: 5
Coding region: 91-1512 (473 amino acids)
Biological process (GO): negative regulation of transcription by RNA polymerase II
Molecular function (GO): DNA-binding transcription repressor activity, RNA polymerase II-specific; RNA polymerase II cis-regulatory region sequence-specific DNA binding
Source: RefSeq, a predicted model, not a curated record